Ylistrum balloti is the source of this 3507-nucleotide messenger RNA. RefSeq lists its product as uncharacterized. Gene Ontology annotation, molecular function: GTPase activity; GTP binding; protein binding. NCBI's taxonomy places the organism in Eukaryota, Metazoa, Mollusca, Bivalvia, Pectinida, Pectinidae. Gene Ontology annotation, biological process: signal transduction. The record is from RefSeq and is a predicted model, not a curated record.
GAGAGCUUAACUACAGCAGAUAUUUAGCACUGUUUAAAGGAGAAACUGAAAGUUAUCGACAUGUACGCGUAGUAUUUUCUGGCAGGGAUGCUGCCGGAAAAACUACCGUAUGCCGCCGUCUCCAGAAAAAAAAAGUAAAUCUGAAGUUGCGCAGACCAACCAUUGGUGCUGAUUUACAUCCGGUAUGGUUCUCCAUUGACUGGAAAUUGAAAACCUGGCAGUGUAACAAUCGAUCUCCUAGUACAGUGAUAGACGCACGAAUGGGAGCGAUGAUGACCAAAACAGCAACAUUAGCUAAUAUACAGACAGACACAGAAACAGAGAUGUCGCCUCAUAGUUCGACACACGGAAAACGAAAACGAAGUGAUGAUGAGGCAGGAACACUCGAUAUGGCUUCUCAAGACAUCAAAACAAAACAGGUAUCGCACCAAAGAGAAAUAGAAAUUGCAGAUGAGGCACAAAUAGUCCACGUGGCUUCAUCUGAUACCCCGUCUGAUGUGGUGUUCCUUUCUUUAUGGGAUAUGGGUGGCCAUGCGCCGUUUCAAGCUUCACACAACAUCUUCAUUUCAUCACACGGAGUAUACCUUUUAGUCUUCAGACUAACAGAUUUCAUUAGAGACAAGCUGGAAACUGAUCGGCUUAAAAACUGGGUUCGACUGAUUGGUACAUAUUCCUCAGUUACGUUGAAUCCUGAAAAGCUCAGCAUACAUUCGCCGCCAAUAAUAUUUGUUGGCACAUUUUUGGAUGAAUUGAAGAAAAACAACAGGAACUACGGAAAACAAGUACAAGACAUAAGGUUCAGCGUCUCAAGAUUUCCCGAACUGUCAGCGUUCAACUUCGUCAAAUUCUGCACUGUCGAUAAUAGCCUUGGCGAUGAUCAUGAAGAGCUGGAAGUAUUGCGAGGUUUCAUCACAGAAGCGGCUGAGCACCAAGAUCAGUGGGGCAGAGAACUACCUACUAGAUGGUUAAAGCUCGAGAAGGAUUUACUUGAAGCAAGAGAGAACGGACAGAAAAUAUUGAAAUUGUCGGAGGUGAUUGAAAUGAACAAAACUUCUUUUGCGCCGUUGUCAGAUGAAGAUGAAAUCAAACUUGCGCUGGCAUACCUACACUGUACGAGGUCCGUGAUUUAUUUCCGGGAGUUGGACCAUGUGCUCCUAGACCCCCAGUGGCUAGCCGAUUUCUGUAGUAUCCUCAUUACUGAUGACCAGUUUCUCCCAGAGGCUGACCUGUUGUUGAUCCGAGAUAUGGAGUUAUACAAAUCUAAAGGGGAGUUGACUCAGAAGUUAAUAACUCAUCUGCUCAUUGGCGAAAAGAAUGAAGAAUUUCUUAAACACGCCGAAGUUCUUCUGGCCUUGAUGGAAAAGUUUGGACUCAUAGUGAAAAUGCUUGUGUCGGUCAACGCUACCGACAUAUCUCAUUUCAGUCAAGCGUAUACUAUUCCUUGCAAGUUGAGGGAGCUGCAGGAACAGAACAUCAAAGGCAUUACUGAAGAAAUGAAAUGCAUCCGACAGAGAAACGCUGCUGUAUCUAGCACUUUGUGCUUGGUAUUCGAAGAUAAAUACAUACCUGAUGAGUUGUUCGACAGAAUAUUUGCACAUAUCCUUAGAACUUACAUAUCGGGUUCGUUUUCAAGGCAGAGAUUCCAGAAAACGGCUACCGGCAGCCAGACGAAUAUAAAUGACAGCGCUUGCCUCUAUAGGGGUUUUGGAUGUUUCGAGGUCAAUGAACUUUGCAGAAUGAUCCUGUCUAUGCAUGCAGUACGGUCAACUAUAGCUGUGACGAUGUUCAGUCCAACAGAAUCCAGGCUUCUUCCAGAUUCAGGCGGACAUAUCAGGCGCACAAUAGAACAAAUUGUACGUGAGGCACUGAAAAUGAGUAACCAGCAACACUUUCUGUUCACAUAUCAACUGCAUUGCAACUUCCACCUGAGUCCGUACGACACGCCCGUAGACUUGCACAGCGUCAUUCACUCAGAGAGGGGCGUGCUUUGUAAAGGUGAAGAUUGUCAAGGUCGACAUCGACUUUCGAGAACGGAUGCUGAAUACUGGGACGUCACAGAGGCUCCAGGACAGGACAAUGCGACAGUUUGUGGUGAUAAUAGUAAUGACAGUAGACUGAAGCAAGAUGGUACGACUGAAAUUGACAACAUCUAUAACAGAAGACCAACACCACGUGAACUUGGUCGCCUGUCACGUCUAGUUUGCGGUAUUGAUUGUGAGCGCUUGUUUGUUACUCUUGGUCUCCCUUACCCCGAUAUCCAGAAUACGAAAUGGGAAUCACAAAACGAGGCGGUCAUCACACAUACCAAGAUGUUUCUAAAAUGGACAAAUGACUACCCGAACCAGACAAUUCAGCAUAUCAAGAAGGCAAUGGAGGAUACUGGCAUGGAUACUGGCCGUAUCAACGAAGUGUUAGUGAUUAACGAGGAAACCGAUAUUCAAGAUAUGGUUCCAAAUGAUGUCUGGAACAGACCCCCUACUAAGGCUGAAAUAAAGGCAAUCGUCACCGAAAUUGGCAACACAUAUUUCAACCUUUUUAUUGAAUUAGGAUUGCCACCACCAAUCAUUGAUCAACAUGCGAUUGGCCAUCCUGUUACCAUCCAGGCAAGACUGAGUGCUCUUCUUCAACACUGGGUGGACAGAAACCAGACGAAAGCAACCAUAGGGAAGUUAUUGACAGCAAUGAAACUUUGCCAGAUGGAUUGGUAUUCAAUAUCAAACUUGUUAAACUGUGAGGACAGCAUCGAUGAUGAGAUUCCUUCUCGUCACUUAUUCUGGAAAUGUUCUAUCGUCUAAUCCAAUAUUCAUGUUUUUGAAAGUUAAUAUACCAAUAUAUCGGCGUUUUGACAUUUAAAAUAUGAGGCGUGAUUCCAUAGAGGUGUAUUCACUAAAAAAAUGUAAACUUUUGAUAUUUGGUAGCUUCGGAUGGGUUUUUGAUUAUAAUUUACGCAAGUAUUGGCUUGUUUACUUCAGAAGAACAAAUAUUGCGGUAAGUUGGUAGUCAACACAAGAAAAAGACAUAACAUUGAUACGAUGACUUCAGAACAAAUCCUGCGCCAAGUUGGUCGUCAAUACAAGAAUAAGAAAUAAAAUGGAUACGAUGAUGAUAGUAUCAAACUGUCUUGUAUAGAGUAUAGGUCUUGUUUCGAUUUACUUUUUGCUUUUCAUUCAUGUACAUUAUCUCAACAUUCAGAAACGAGAAACGACAGUGGUUACAAGGUUACCAAUUGGAGAGCUAUACAGGUCGUCUCAUUGUAUUGUAUUUUACAGCAAUGCUAUAUCAUUUUUGCAUUUUUGCAAUCAUCAUGAACUCAUUGAUAUAUGAAUAUCUAAAUGUUAAGCGAAAUCUCUUUCCAAAAUUUAGAUCUAAUUACUAAAUGCAUGUUUAGUACACGUGAUUGUGUGUAACCAUUUACAGUCAGUCUCAUAACAGUUUUAACCACGUAUUUUAUUUAGAUUUGCAUUUUUAAAAUUUUCUUUUUAAACAUCUUUGUACUGGUAGACUGAU